AUGGCUACCUAUUUCUCCACAUCUGGAUUUAUUGCUACAGUAGUCCUAAAUAGUAUAUUGAUAUUUUUGACCGUUUUCCACCUCCGUCAAAUCCAUAAAACCUACAAAACCCUAAUUGUAACAUUCGCAACACUCUGUUUGAUUUUCUCAUUCAUCGAAAUGAUGGUCCAUCCGUUUUAUCACUCCUAUAAUGGUGGUUUGAUCAACUUCAAUAUGGUCAAGUGGGUCGGAUGGUCGGAAGACUUGGUUACUGUACUUGUGGCUUCCUAUUCUGGGGUCUACGUAUCCAUUGUGUCAUUUUUUACAGUCCUUUUUAUGUUUAGAUAUUGGACGAUGAUGGGUAGCCCCAUGAUCGGUUAUUUCAAAGGCUACAAAAUUCUCAUCCUUGUUAGUUGGUCCAUAAUUUUUGGAUUUGUCGGCGGAGCAGUGGUUUUAUACUUCGGUUGGAUAGAUCGCUACUCAAGGGACUAUAUGAGAGACGUCAUGUUAAAGCAUUACGAAUUGGACGUCGAUCAUGUGUCGGGCUACACAGUUAUCGCAUAUGACCAAGGAGGAAACAUGCGGUGGAACGCAUUCGGGUUCUCUUUCGGAAUAAUUUUCUUGAUGGAAAUUCAGUUUUCUAUCGUUGGCUAUUGUGGAUUUCAGAUGCAUUUUAAGAUGAAUGAUAUGCUGAAAAAUGUGUCAGAAGCGCAUCGAAGACUUCAGUUGCAGUUUUUCAAGAGCUUAGUGUUGCAGAUAACCUCCCCCACACUUACCUUCUACAUCCCAGCUGUUGCAAUUCUUACUGUACCAUUUCUAAAUCUACAAUGGAGCUUUCCAACUGGUCUCAUCGUGUGCUCGUUUUCAAUUUAUCCACCUCUCGACUCCCUAAUCCUCAUGCUGAUUGUAACGGACUACCGAAAUGCCAUACGAGGCAUUUUUAAACACCCUGCAAAUGUGUUCGGCACUAGGAAUACUCCAACAACAACACUCGCCAGCUCACCGGUGGUUCUUGCCCCAAGAGCAGCAGUAGCAAUCGCAUGGUUUUAG
Messenger RNA from Caenorhabditis briggsae, 1029 nucleotides. RefSeq names its product Protein CBR-STR-31 (gene Cbr-str-31). The transcript has 6 exons. Lineage: Eukaryota; Metazoa; Nematoda; Chromadorea; Rhabditida; Rhabditidae. The coding region runs from base 1 to 1029 and encodes 342 amino acids. The record is from RefSeq and is a predicted model, not a curated record.